Messenger RNA from Oryzias melastigma (Indian medaka), 1775 nucleotides. RefSeq lists its product as uncharacterized. The record is from RefSeq and is a predicted model, not a curated record. Gene Ontology annotation, molecular function: protein binding. NCBI's taxonomy places the organism in Eukaryota, Metazoa, Chordata, Actinopteri, Beloniformes, Adrianichthyidae.
CGUCUUGCUGUCAACAUCCGGCGACACGUCUUUGCUUCACAGCCCUUAUCCGGCGAUUCAUCUCCCCUUAAUUUAAUUCUCGCUAGCCUCUCUAUGCGCCGCAGACGAUGAAGUGACCGUGAGGGAUCGUGAGGAGUUUUAGUUUAGAAGUGAAGUUCGCCUGCAGCGCUCCAGAUAACAGUGAAGCUUCAAAUGGGGGAGGUCAGAAAGCUGCAGAAGAAACUGAGACAGAUUGAAAAUCUGGAAAUAAAAAUCAGCCUCACACCAGAGGAAAGAUUUAAGAAAGCUCCAGCAAUGCCAGUGCAGCCUGCCAGCCAAAGGGGAGCAGGAGGAGGGGACGGCGCGGAGGCAGGCAGGGUGUCACAUCAGAGAGGGGACGAGCCAGGAAGCUGUCCGGAUCUUGACCCGGAGCGUCCACCGCAACAGGAAGACGCCGAGUUUACAUCUCUAAAAGCAUUUUGGGAGAAGGCGAGGUUUCGCCUGAGGCUGCUGGAGGGUCACAAUGACAUCGUCACCAGUGUGGUUGCUGUUGACAACCUGGUGGUUUCUGGAAGUCGAGAUACCACAGUGAAGGUGUGGCACGUUCCCACGGCAACGCAGCAGAAGAACUUGGGGGGUCACACCGGCGGAGUCACCUGUCUGUCUGCGCCUCCCCCCGAGUAUUGCAAGAGGCUGGCCAGGUCGCUGUCAUUGUCUGACAAUGAGAGGUUCAUUUUGAGUGGCUCUGCAGACUGCUGUGUGAGGAUCUGGGCCCUGAGCAUCGGUCAGUGUGUUAAAUCGGUCUACACAUUCAACGCCGUGGCUUCUCUCUGUUUCCUACCAGAGGGGGACGGCUACAUCAUCACUGGAUCAGACGGCGGGAAAGUUCAGGCGUGGAGCUGGCAGACCUUUCAGAACUGUCAGUCGGUCAACGCUCACCAGGAGGCUGUAACCUCCAUCCAGUCUCAGGGUCCGCUGGUGUUCAGCGGCUCGGCUGAGGGAGGCGUCUCCGUGUGGGAAAACAGGUGUUCGGAUCGAGACCCCCUGAGGCUGCUGCACCACUGGAGCGGCCAGGUGACAGGCUUCAGCGGGGGGGCGGGGGGCCGUCUGACCCUAAGCCCGCGGGGGGACAGGGUGUUCUUGGCUUACGGUCGAGCCUGGCUCAAGAUCCUACACUGGAGGACAGGAAUGAUAUCCAGGUUGACCAAUCACAGCAGCAUCACCGGCGUAACAGAUUGUGUUCACCAGACAGGAGGCCUCUUAAUUGGCUCCAGCUACGACCUGGCGAACGGAGAGAGCGGGCUUAAUUUGUUCUUGCUGCCUCGGUGUCGGUACCUGGCCUCCCUGACCUGGUCAAACGCUCCCAGAAUCCUCUGCUUCGCGGCGUGGACCACUGGGAGCGGAGACCAUCGCUGGGUCACUGGAGGUCAAGACCUCAUCGUUUGGGAGCAGCUCCCCAGUUCUGGAAAGCAGAGGGGUGACAUCACCGUAAAGAGGGACAGCCGAAUGGACUCCUGCUCUUUUGAGUCGGAGGCAGACACAGAGGAGGAUGAGGAGACUGAUGAUUUCGAUGACGAGGAAGGAGAGGACAAGGGUCCCGACGAGGUCGAAGGUGGAGGCUCGUGGCUGCGCUGCGCUCUCCAGUGAGCAGUGGCGAGGACGUGGCGGCCUGCAGCCAUGAAGAGGACAGAAGAGGCAGAGCGUACAGAUGAAGUGUUAGUGUGUGUGCACAAGACGCAGAUUGUUUUCCAUGUAAAUAUUUUCACACACAAUAAAGCUGUCAUCUCACCUUUAAA